Orycteropus afer afer is the source of this 1533-nucleotide messenger RNA. Lineage: Eukaryota; Metazoa; Chordata; Mammalia; Tubulidentata; Orycteropodidae. The record is from RefSeq and is a predicted model, not a curated record.
AUGGGCCAGGGAUUAGAGGACUUUUCCGGAAAGGACGGAGGCUGUGGCGCGGGCCGCGAGAUCCCGGGGCUUGGUACUGGAGGAUAUAGUUGCACCCUUCCGUCCAGCUCGCGCCCGGGCCCCUCGCUGCACCGCCGGGGUCUCCGGGCCGCGCUGCGCUCGCGGCGGCCCCGGCGCGCGGCGCUGAUUGGCGGUGGCGGCGCGGGCGGCGGCGGCGGAGAGCGCAGAGCGCCGCAGAGAGCGGAGCGGCGGCGGGUGCGGAGCGAGGAACGCGGAGCGGGCGGCGGCCGCACAAAGCUCGGGGCCGCGGGUCUGCAUGCGGCGGACCCGGCCCGGCGCGGCGACUCGUCUCGAGGCCGGCGGGGCCCCGAGGCCGCAGCUCCGGUGCGCGCUGUCCCCGCUCGCAAGUGGCGAGCAAAGUUUGCUGGCGGAGACGCCGAGCCGGAGUCCUUUCUUCCUCUCGCUCCCCGAACCCGAGCGCUGCCGCGGGCGUCAUGCCCUCGCUCCUCCGCAGCCCGGGCUGCGCGUGAACCCGGAGGCUCCAGGGACCACGCUCUGCUGGAGUUUUCCCCGAGGAACCACCGAGCGCGGCGCUCGCUGCCUCCGGAGCCGCACGGGCCGCGGGGACAGGACCGAUCGCCGAGCUGCGUUGCCAUUCAAGGUAAUCGCCGAGCAGGGCCGAGCGGGACGCCUCGCCAGCGGCAGCGGGGCGCCGUGGGGGCCUGCGCGCAGCGGCCCCGAGCCCCGGCGGAAGGCGCGGGCGCGCGGGCCCUGAGGAGGGCGUCCCUGUGCUCCCUCUCGCUGCCUGGGUGCUGGGGAAGGGGGUGCUUGCCGCUGGCGGCGGAGAAGCCGCGCGGCCCCCACCCCGGUGCAGAUGUUGACAUCUGCCUCUUGGCUGACACCCCUCCCUGUCAAAGUCCGCCGGCUCAGUCCCGCGUCCCCCGGACCCCUAAGCGGGCUGCGGGCUGCGAAGGGGGUCCCCGUGGGGCACCUUUGGGGCGCCUCAUGCCUGGACCUGGGGAGCGCGCGCCUCUUCCCGUCCAGUCUCUUGUCCGGGAGGGUGCCGCUGGCUUGGCAUCUCCGACCUCCCCGUCGCCAUCCCCGGAGCGCUGGCGACGCCGAUUGGGAGGCACCUUUAGGAAGGGGGCUGCUUCGGCCCCCCGCUUUCGGUGCCCGCGGCCGCCGUCGGCGCCGGAGCCUGGGCGGACCGCGAGAGCUGCAGGGAGCGCGGCGCCCGGGGCUAGGGGGCGGGCUACGCCGACUUUUCCCGGCUCGUCCGCCCUGCAGCCGCGCGCGGGUGUCGAAGGCGCCGGCGAGUUGGGACUUGCGCGCGCCUUCUUCCAGCGGCGGAGUGCGCUGGGGAUCCGGCCGCGGGCUCGGCCAGUCGCCCGGCCGACCGAGGCGGGCCGCGGGCCGCGCGCAGACAGCGCUCUGCGGGCAGGAGGCGGCCCGGGCCGCCGAGCAGCCGCGUCCUCCGCAGCCUGCCUGCUCGCCAGCGCUCCGGCAGCCCUUCCUUCUCGCCCAAUUCAAUAA